Danaus chrysippus (African queen) is the source of this 678-nucleotide messenger RNA. The record is from the annotation of a GenBank genome assembly. Lineage: Eukaryota; Metazoa; Arthropoda; Insecta; Lepidoptera; Nymphalidae.
AUGGCCAAUAAAGAUGACGAUGAAACAUUUCGAGAGGACGAUAUUUAUAUAAAUCCGGAGGAUGGUAUGCCUAACAUACAUCCAAAUAUAGCUGAUUUGGAGCAAGAAUCUGACUCACAAGAGGAGAAAAAAGAUUUUGAUGACUUGCCUCAGUCCAUAAUUGUAACAAAUAUCCACAGUGACGUUUUUGCUGACGAAAAGCUAAAGAAGGAAUUAGAAGAUCUUUUUCGUACAUUUUCGAAUAAUGUAACAUUUCAGUGGCUGCGGAGCUUCAAACGAUUACGUGUUAAUUACGAUAGCCCGCUCUCCGCGGUGAGUGCCCGCGUCCAGUUUCAUCAGUACCAAUUCUACAAUUCGUGUAUUAACUGUUAUUUCGCGCAACCGGUUACACCGAUUUCUUUAAAGAACUUAAAACCCCCGGCACCAGUAAAACAAUUCCUUAUAUCUCCUCCUGCAAGCCCACCGGUGGGUUGGGAACCCCGAGAAGAAGGUGAGCCAAUUGUGAACUCUGACUUGCUGGCAGCUUUAGCCACUUUAGCACCAGGCGAAAGUCAUGAGCUUCAUGCGCCUACGCCAACCCAGCCAGCUAUUAUUGUACACACUGCUCUAUCCACCACAGACCCAAACGCUCCCCCUAUUGGGAAAACCAUACCCCAUACUAGGUGCCCAGAUUAUUAA